UACAUGGCCAUGGCAGAUAACAGGCAAAGAUACAUGCCGUUGCCUGAUGACCGUUUACCACCCAGAGGCCAACCCCUGGCAUAUCCCGAGGCAGUUCUACUCGUCAAUCCUAUCGAGCCUGAUCUUAAAGGAGAAGUGGAUGACAAGUACCAAUACUCAUGUGACAACAAGGAUAGCCGGGUACAUGGGUGGAUAUGCGCUGAUCCGCCGGUGGGAUUGUGGCAAAUUACACCCAGCAACGAGUUCCGAUCUGGUGGACCUGUGAAGCAAAACCUUACCUCUCAUGUUGGCCCUACCACCCUUGCGGUGUUUCUAAGCGCUCAUUAUUCCGGAGACGAUCUGGUGCCAAAAUUUGCAGCUGGUGAAUAUUGGAAGAAAGUUUUCGGCCCUGUUUUUAUGUAUGUCAAUUCGGAAUAUGCAGGAAAUGACCCGUUGAUUUCGCUAUGGGAGGAUGCUAAAAUACAAAUGAUGAUUGAAGUCCAAAGCUGGCCAUACAGCUUCCCAGCGUCUGAAGAUUUUCCCAAGUCGGACCAACGUGGUGACGUUAGUGGUAGACUACUUAUCCGAGACGGAUAUAUUAGCGAUGAUUAUAUAUCAGCCAAUGGUGCAUAUGUCGGGUUAGCCCCGCCAGGAGACGUUGGGUCAUGGCAAAGAGAGUGCAAGGACUAUCAAUUUUGGACAACAACAGACGAGGAUGGCUACUUUUCUAUCAAUGACAUACGGACUGGUGAUUAUAUGCAUGGGUAGUAAACAUGGCUACACAUGAAUAUAUCUGAUUGGUCAUGGCACUAGCUGGGAAUAAAGCAGAUCUAGUAGAGUCAACUCUCGGUCAAUAUGCACUUGUUGCUUUAUUUUAGCAUUCUUACUAUGGUGUUUGAAAGCUUUUAAAUUUUUUAUUUUAUUCUUUUCUUAUAAGGGAACACGUAAAGCCAUGAAAGAUGUUUGUUUGAAAUAUAAUUGAUGUCAAGAUUUUGCUUCUAGUUAGUUUGUUAGUCAUGAGGUAUCAUCUUGUUUCUUGCUAUGUUCUUGCUCUAAUUGGGCUCGUCGUUUGAAGGUUAUUGUUGUUUUCUUGCAAGCUAAUAUGUUCUCUAAUCUAUUCUCUGAUUUGCUUCAAAGGGCUGUAAGACAUCAUUUUGCUCUUUGUGCUGGCUUGCUGUAAGAAAAUGGAUCCUUAUUUACUGGCUAUCAUUUUCAUGGAUGCCCACAAUAGCAAAGACAAAUUUAAUCAUGCUUUGGGUUAUGCAUAUAUACUCACGCACCCCGGAAUACCUUCCGUCUUCGAUGACCACUUCUAUGAUUCGGGUGAUUCCAUUCAUGAUCAGAUUGUGAAACUGGUACAGCAGUAUGGCUAGCUAGUUCUUUUAUUAACUUGUGUCUAGUAGAAAUUCUUCCUUCUUUAAGCAUUUGGACUUGUCUGCAUGUCCAGAUUAGUAGAUAUGGGUCAUUUUGAAUUGAUAUUCAUGAUUAGGUUUGUGUACAUGAGACAAUGGUGGAUUAAUGGAAAUUGUAAUGAAUGAUUUUGGAUGUAGAUUUUAUGGUUUC
This is a messenger RNA of Rosa rugosa (rugosa rose), 1542 nucleotides long. RefSeq names its product probable rhamnogalacturonate lyase B. Lineage: Eukaryota; Viridiplantae; Streptophyta; Magnoliopsida; Rosales; Rosaceae. Gene Ontology annotation, molecular function: carbohydrate binding. The transcript is spliced from 7 exons. The record is from RefSeq and is a predicted model, not a curated record. The coding region runs from base 4 to 747 and encodes 247 amino acids.